This is a messenger RNA of Vespula pensylvanica (western yellowjacket), 1584 nucleotides long. RefSeq names its product probable cytosolic iron-sulfur protein assembly protein Ciao1 (gene Ciao1). The transcript has 5 exons. Bases 157 to 1062 code for a protein of 301 amino acids. NCBI's taxonomy places the organism in Eukaryota, Metazoa, Arthropoda, Insecta, Hymenoptera, Vespidae. Gene Ontology annotation, cellular component: mitochondrion; cytoplasm; cytosolic [4Fe-4S] assembly targeting complex. Gene Ontology annotation, molecular function: protein binding. Gene Ontology annotation, biological process: iron-sulfur cluster assembly. The record is from RefSeq and is a predicted model, not a curated record.
AUUUCCAUAUUGCGUAUUACAUUUAUAUGUGUGAUCACGUAUUUAUAUGAUCACAGUGAUUCAAAUUUGAAUAUGAGCUUUAAUUCUCAUUCGAUGCGUAAAAUAAUCAAUAUUUCAAUGUGAGUUCUCUUAUGGUUUGCGAUUAUACGAAAAUAGAUGUUGCGGAAACUCCCUGCAUUUAUAUCAAAUCAGAAGUUGUAUCCUUAUAUAUUAAUUCGACACAAUAAGCAAUUACCCACUAUGACUGAUAUAAAACCUAAUAAAAUUGGUUUGCCAUUGGAAGAAGUUGUGGAUGCAUUACAAAAAUUUGCAAAUAUAUCUUUAGCUGAAUCUUGGGAUAAUGUUGGAUUACUGAUUGAACCCACAUCUCCAAAACAUGUAUCAAACAUUUUGUUAACAAACGACUUAACGGAAAAUGUCAUGAAUGAAGCACUAGGCCUGUCAACAGAUAUGAUAAUUUCGUAUCAUCCUCCAAUAUUUUUACCACUUAAAUCUAUAACCACAAGAACAUGGAAGGAACGUAUAAUCGCAAAAUGUUUAGAACAUAAAAUAGCUGUAUAUUCCCCACAUACUGCAUUUGAUUCAAUAAAGGGAGGUGUAAAUGACUGGUUGGCUUCAACUUUCAAUGAUGUGAUGGAUAGUUGUAAACCGAUACAACCUAGUGAGAAUGAAGAAAAUGGUAUGGGCCGUCUAUGUACUUUAAAAAAUCGAAUACAUAUUGAUGAAGCAGUACAUUUAGUAAAACAGCACACCAAGUUGAAAUUUUUGAAACUGGCUCAUGCUUUACAGUCAGAUGGCUUUAUCAAUUCUAUCGCCGUAUGUGCAGGAUCAGGAAUAAGUGUUUUAAAAAAUGUACAAGCCGAUUUAUAUCUUACAGGAGAAAUGCAACAUCACGAUGUACUUGAUGCAAUUCAUCGUGGAAUUCAUGUUAUUCUAACAAAUCAUUCUAAUUCUGAACGUGGUUUUCUAGAAACUUUUGCAUCAACGUUAUCGAAUACAUUAAAUAAUUCUGUAAAUAUUAAUGUAUCUAUUGUUGAUGCUGAUCCUUUGGAAAUCGUAUAAUUUAAAAUGUAUACUUCAUAAUACUACAUAAUAAUUUCAUAUUCCUUUUGGAUAACAAAUAUUAUAGUACAUUCAUAUCUUCUUGAAAUAUUUAUUUCAAAAGAGACAGAUAAACAUAUUGUCCAGUAUAAAGUAAAGAUUGAAGUAGUUAUGUAUUUCUACAUGUUGUACAUAUAAUAAUUUUUCGGAUUUUUCCUAUAAACCAAUUAUAUUAAGCUGUAUAAAAAAACAUUGCUUCACAAUACAUACUAGAAUGAAAUAUAUAUGUUAAUAAUACAAAAUACGUUUUGUGUAUUGGUAAGUAAUUUGGCAAAGUGAAUAAUAGAAAUUACUAUAGCUUAAAAGCUAUAAGCUUAAAAAGAAUAGAUAUGUUUUAUCCUGUUUCACAGCAUUUAUCAGACUACCUAAUAUCAAAUUUAAUUAUUACACUAAGAAAGUAACAAUGCCCAAAUUGAAUACGUCAUUAUGGAAUAUGUAAUAUUGAUAUGUAAUUGUAAGUAAAGGACAAUGAUAAAAUGGUUA